Molecule: messenger RNA, 2004 nt
Organism: Macroventuria anomochaeta
Lineage: Eukaryota; Fungi; Ascomycota; Dothideomycetes; Pleosporales; Didymellaceae
Product: glycoside hydrolase family 78 protein
Exons: 4
Coding region: 1-2004 (667 amino acids)
Biological process (GO): carbohydrate metabolic process
Source: RefSeq, a predicted model, not a curated record
AUGCUCACUACGUUUGCGGCUCUGCUGUUGCUCGUCAGUGCUGCGAUUGCAGCCCUAGAUGUGAAAGCCUGUUGGAGAAACAGUACAUGUGAUGGUCUGUCAAAGCCAUCUUUUCCAGGACCCUGGGAUGCGUACAACUUUGCCCCUAGCUCCCGCUUUGUAGCGCCUCAGACCCUCUUGUCGCUACCCAACGGAGCCCAAAUUGGGAAGUACAAUGAGAACGCAACCACCAUUCAAGCAACCAGCGAAGGGUACGUCUUCGACUUCGGACUUGAGGUUGGCGGCAUCCUCUCGUUCGACUACUCGCUGAGCGGCAAUGUCACCAACGCCACAAUCGGGCUCGCAUUCACGGAAGCUAAGGACUACAUCGGACGGAAAUCUGAUAACUCCAACGGAGGAACGGGCCAAGACAAUGCACUGCUAUGGGCUCUGAACGGCCGGCACGACGGACACUACGUCAUGCCCGAUGCCAGCUUGCGCGGCGGAUUUCGAUACCUCACCAUCUUCCUCACAACCGACCCAGGCGCUGUUGUCACCAUACGGAACGUUAACAUAGAGAUCAGUUUCCAGCCCACGUGGCCCAAUCUGCGGGCAUACCAGGGCUACUUUUACUCAAGUGAAGACCUGCUAGAUAAGAUAUGGUACAGUGGAGCGUAUACUUUGCAGACGAACUCAGUACCAGGCACCACCGGAAGAGCCAACGUUCAGACCAACCGUGUGGGAUGGGACAAUGCUGCAUACAUUGGCCCUGGCGAUACAGUCCUAUUGGAUGGUGCGAAGCGUGAUCGUUGGGUUUGGAUAGGAGACAUGGGCACUGCUGUUCCGGCCGCGUUCGUCAGCACGGGAGACAUGGAGAGCACGAGAAACGCGCUGAGGGCGAUCUUCGACAAUCAGUCCGCAGAUGGCACGUUGCCCAAAGCAGGCCCUCCUUAUCUUAGCAAAGACAGUGACACCUAUCAUCUAUGGGCUCUCAUUGGCUUCUACAACUACUAUCUGUACAUCGGAGAUGAAGCCUUCCUGCAAAGCUACUGGUCGAAAUAUGUCCUGGGCGUGAACAAAAUCCUCAGCAAGGUCAACGACAAAGGCAUUGUCAACGUCACUGGCACUGCAGAUUGGGGAAGAUGGGUAUACUCCAGCGAGCGUAGCUCCGCUAGCAUGUUACUCUACCGGGCAUUGGUGACAGCUAGCUCAAUAGCGAGCUGGUCUCCAAACCUUCCAGACGCCUCCGCGCACCGCGCCAACUGGAGCACUGCCGCAGCAAGCCUCCAAACAUCCAUUAUCACGCACCUUUGGGACGAAGCACGUGGUGCCUUCAGAGAAAGCCCCAGCGACACCUCACUCCAUCCCCAAGAUGCGAACAGCAUGGCCCUGGCCUUCGAAGUCCUCAACGCAUCCGACCAACGCGCCCAACGCGUGUCUACCUACCUGACUACGAACUGGACACCCAUCGGCGCGAUCAACCCGGAACUCAGCGCUAAUAUAUCCACCAUCUCGCCCUUCAUUUCCAGCAUCGAACUAGAAGGGCACUUUAAGAUCGGCCAUCCUGAGCGCUCGCUCGCGCUGAUCCGAAGCGCUUGGGGCUGGUACGUAAACAAUCCCAAUGGCACGCAGUCCACAGUUCCCGAGGGUUACCUCGCAGAUGGAAGCUGGGGUUACAGAGGAGACAGAGGAUACAGGAACGACCCAAGCUAUGUGAGUCACGCGCACGGAUGGAGUAGUGGGCCGACGAGCACAUUGACGGAGUAUUUGGUGGGCUUGAGAGUUACGGAGCCGCAAGGAAGGAGGUGGGAGUUGAAGCCGAGUACGUUUGAGGAGGUUGAGAGGGCUGAAGCGGGAUUCACAACGGCGCUGGGGAAGUUCUCGGCGAAGUUCUCGGGCGAAAAUGGAACUGUCAGGGUGUGGUGGGAUACACCUGUUGGCACGGAAGGGUUCGUGCAAUUUCCGGGCCAAGUGGGUAAGAUUGUGAAAGGAGGGAAGGGUUCUACAAUCAUCAGGAGUGUAUGA